Rangifer tarandus platyrhynchus (Svalbard reindeer) is the source of this 567-nucleotide messenger RNA. NCBI's taxonomy places the organism in Eukaryota, Metazoa, Chordata, Mammalia, Artiodactyla, Cervidae. The record is from the annotation of a GenBank genome assembly.
AUGUGUAUCGGGCAGAGAACGGAGCUUUUCCUUGAGGUGUGUUUUUGUUCUGUCCAGGAGAGAACUCGGAGAAAAGAGCUUGAAGAAGAGAUGGCAGAAACAGCAACAGAGUCACAUGAGGACCCAUCAGAGGAAAGAGAGGACCUGGGGCCUUUGGAACCAGAGGACAGUGGUACCUUCCAACAAGUCACAAACCUCCUCAACAUCAUGGAGAGCGAGUCAACCAAAAUGGAUGCUGCAGGAGCAGGUUUUGACAUGAGGAAGAGGCUGGCCUCGCUGAUCAUCAUGGAGAAGGCCACCACCGAGCCUUCCGUGGUGAUGAAUGCUCUCAUCCGCUGCCUGCAGGUGCCGGAGAUUUCCACUCAGCGCAAAGUCAACAUCUACAACAUCCUCCAGGAGUUCACCCAGCAGGAGGAGGAGCGCUCCGUCCAGAGGCUGGUGGCCAUCGCCUCCAGGGAGAUGCGGGGCAUGCUGGAGGUAGCGGGGGUCCUGCCCUGCCCACCUGCCACUGCCCCAGGGGCUGGGCUCUGGGGGGCUGGUGGGAUGCCCGAGGCCUCUGUCCGGUGA